UUCUUUUUUUCUUUUUUUUUAAGAAAAACGAAACUUAAUGUUCGCGCGCUUUUCUCUGUAACUCUGCGCAGGUGAAGUCCUUUCAACAUGGCAGAGAAGCCGCCACUGCGUGCAGUGGACUUAGACCACAAUCAGUUAUGCUGUUCGGUGUGUUUGAGCCUAUUCAGAGAGCCUGUCACCGUCCCUUGCGGACACAGCUACUGCAGGAGCUGCAUUGAGGUCUGCUGGCAGCAGGAAGAGGCGGCGAAGGGUCGGUACAGCUGCCCGCAGUGCAGGGAGGUCUUCCAGUCUCGUCCUAUUCUAGGGAAGAACAACAUUCUGGCUGAGGUUGUGGAGAAGCUGAAGGGGACAAGCACCAAGCAGACCUCUCUCUCUGCUGGUCUAAACAGUGCUGGUCCAGAAGACGUUGCUUGUGAUUUCUGCUGUGGGACUGAAAGAAACAAGGCCUCCAUGUCAUGUCUAACGUGCUUGGCAUCAUACUGCGAUUCUCACCUGGUGCCUCAUUAUAGAGUUCCUGUGCUAAAGACGCACCAAUUGGUCUCGGUCACAGUCUCACUGAAGACAAAAAUGUGCAAGGCACACAACAAGCUGAUGGAGGUCUACUGUCAGACUGACAAGAGCUGUAUCUGCUAUCUGUGCGGUAUAGAUGAACACCGGGGACACCAUAUUGUUUCAGCUAUAGCAGAAAGAGCCACAGAGCAGAAACAACUGAUUGAGAAUCAAACCAUAAACCAGAAAAGACUCCAUGAUAGCGAACAUGAGCUGAAGCAGUUGGGGAAAGCACUCAAGGAUUUUAAGAGUUGUAGCCAGACUGCAGUGGAGGGCGUUGACAACAUCGUCGAUAUGUUGAUUUCCUCCAUACAAAAAAAACACCAUUUGGCAAAGCAGAUGAUCACCAUGAGAGAGAAACAAGCCGUUGCUGAGGCUGAAGAGCUGCAGCUCCAGCUAAAGGAGGAGAUCACCAAACUGAGGAAACGAAAGGAUGACCUUCAGAAGCUUUCUCUUACCAGCGACCAUGUUCAUUUCAUCCAGACUUUCCCAGCUCUUUCCACUUCAUGCGAAUCUCCAGACCUGCCACCAGGUGCUGUUGUUCGACCUCGUGAGUCAAUGGAGACUGCCUCUCAGUUUAUGGGUAAACUGAAAGAUGACAUAGAGCACCUCCUUGAGGACUUCUUGCCCAAAUUUUCUGCCAAAGUGUCUGCAGUAAAUGUGCUGCUGCCACCUGUGCCAAAGUCCAGAGAACAAUUUUUACUCUAUAGCCGUAUCCUAACACUCGAUGUCAACACUGUCAACAGCUAUUUGGCCAUCUCUGAAGAGCAACGGCGGGUGACUUAUCAAACCAACUGCGUGUACUAUUCUAGUCACUCAGACAGGUUUGGGAGUAUGCAGGUGUUGUGCAGAGAGGCUCUGUCAGAGCGAUGCUACUGGGAGGUCCAUUGGAAAGGUUCCUUUUGUGCAAUAGCUGUGGCGUACAAAGACAUCUGCAGAUCAUCGAAUGGGUCAGAGUUUGGAUUUAAUGACAAAUCAUGGAGCUUGGAGUUCUCCAAAGAUACCUAUACUUUCCGACACCGUUAUAAAACAAAAACGCUGUCAGGCCCUCUGUCUUCCUGCAUCGGCGUGUACCUGGAUUACAAGGCAGGCACUCUGGCUUUUUACAGCAUCUCUGAAAAGAUGACCCUGCUCCACAAAGAGCAGACCACGUUCUCUCAGCCCCUUUAUCCUGGGUUCGGGUUAAAGUGCCCUGCUUAUUACACACAAGGUUAUGUAGAGCUGGUGAAGUUGUGGUGAUGAAGCUGACGUGUAACUGAGCAGUUAUUUACCAAGAUGCAAAACAACUAAACUUGUUCAACUUUUUUGUAGAGUUCUGGUUAUCAGCUUAAGUUUUCGAUCUAGUAUUUACACUUUUACUCAGGACACUGUCUGUUAUAUUGAGGCGAAUGGCAUAAUUGUUCUUCUGAUAAAUGUUUUGUCUGCUGUAUUUGGUAGUUUUAUUUGUAAUAUGAUUUUUCUAAAUCAUAUUACUUGCCAAAGCCUAAUAUCCGUGUGUUUAGUCUUCUGUUACUUUCUCAUUUUGAAGCUUCGUUUAAACAACUAUUCCAAGUUUAUUUAUACUGUCAAAUAUGUUUGAAUAAAGUGUCUAAGAUAUAAUUAAAAA
Messenger RNA from Girardinichthys multiradiatus, 2155 nucleotides. RefSeq names its product tripartite motif-containing protein 16-like. Gene Ontology annotation, molecular function: zinc ion binding; protein binding. The transcript is spliced from 7 exons. The record is from RefSeq and is a predicted model, not a curated record. NCBI's taxonomy places the organism in Eukaryota, Metazoa, Chordata, Actinopteri, Cyprinodontiformes, Goodeidae. Bases 88 to 1788 code for a protein of 566 amino acids.